AUGACGGCAAGCGUUCCCAUGCCUGCUGCAGCAAUUAUGGGAGUGUCAGGAUCGAAAUCGUCAAAGUUGAAAUGACUUGUAAUGCAUAAAAUGCAUGACGUGAGGCGCGUGUGUUGCAGAGCAGGCAAGUAAGGCUGAUUGUAAGCCUGUUUCAGGUUAGAGCUCGCGCUGCUAAGGUAGCAUGAGAAAAUCAGUCUUCUUUGCCUAAACAGCAUGACAAACUGGAUUUAGGUGGCACCACCAACAUUUGUCAUGCGCCACUUGGAAACUGGGUUCCAACUGGCAUCCAGUUUAUGCAUUGCAAAUCAUUUCAACUUUGUCGAUUUCGAUCCUGACAGUUCCAUAGCAAUGAUGUCGAGCGUAACCAAGGGGGAAGAAAGGCAGAGCACAAGCGGUGCUGGUAAUAUCUCGGCCUCCAUGUCACCGGCGCAAAUACAGAGCACGACGAACCCGAGCAACAAAAUUUCCCCGUGGCUUUAUUGGCUCCUCUCGGGCGUGCAGAAGAUGGCCGACUUCGCGCUCUACGGCUGGUCGCAAGCAACGAUCGAUGUGGAGUGCCUCAAGUCUUCGGGCGUUUUUUCCUCGGAGCAAAAAAUGUUGGAGCUCUUCGGGUUUACGUUAUGCAUUGCAAAUAUGUCUUGGUCUGGAUCUGGAAGGGUCCCAACUUGUCAUGCUGUCUUUGGAUUCUAAAAAAAUUGUAUAGCAUGACGAGCAAGAGGACUCCAGUUGUUGCACUUCGGAGAAGGCAUUUCUCAUGCGGAGUAGGCAUCAGGAAGCCGCGAAAAAACCUGUGAUGCUAGGUCAUGCAUCACAGACAUCAUGGGUCAGGCAAAAUGUGCAUGACAAACGUUGGACUCUUCCAGACCCAGACAUAUUUGCAGUUGAUAUACGUUUGAUUGCAGCAAAUUUCCAAGAGUGUUCGUCUCCAAAACCCAGCCGAACACGUCGAAGGGGGCCGACACAAGGGCGACGCAGUACGGGGUCCAGGUUGGGGAUCAGUUGCUGAUGAUAAACGGGCAAAGGGUGACCAUGGUCGCGUCUUGGCAGGGACGCCACUUCCACGACGCAAUCAUGGCCAACAUCUUGCAACGCGUCACCGCGCAGAAGCCGCAGGUCGCGCACUGGCUGUUUUUGACUGGGGUAGGGAGGAAACAGUAUUUGCAGAUGCAGAUCACGUAUGAAAUGCAAAUAUGUCUGGGUCUGGAAAGUUGGGACUUGUAAUGCUAGCUCUACAUUACUGGAGGGAAAUCUGUAUUGCAUAAGCAACAAAGGACGCAGCCACUUUUGUCAUGCAGAAACGCAGUUUCUCAUGCGGACUGCCUAUGAGGAAGCAUUCUGGAAAGUUGUCAUUCUGUGCUGCAUUCGGAAGUGUUUCCAUCAUCCACAUUUUAGCAUCACAGGUUUCCAGACCCAGACAGAGUUGCAUUUGAUAUCACGCACAAGGAUGAAGUCCAGCUGGACGUGAAGAAAACCGAUUCCGGUCGCAUCGUGAAAUAUCAACUGUAAAAAUGUCUGGGUCUGGAAGAGUUCAUGUUUGUCAUGCUUGUCUGGCAUGACUCUUAAAUCUGUCAUGCACGCUACCCAAGAGCUGCGCUUUUCUGUGAUGCAGAAGCGCAGUUUGUCAUGCAGAAUAGGCAACACCUAGGAGCUCAGAAACUUGUCAUGCUGAGCCAGCAUUUGUAGCCUCAUCAUGAGACGCUACGCAGCAUCACAAGUUCCCAGACCCAGACAUUUUUACAUUUGAUAUGAAAGAUUCGCAUUUUGGCGCUCGGAUUUUGAGAAAAGACGACGAAAUAGUGGCGGCGGGCGAUUUUUUCUGCGGCGAAAGCGACAAGGAGGUAUGGCGUCCUCAACUGUUACAUUAUCAACUGUUAAAUGAAUAUGUGAUGCAAGAAUAGCAAAACUGAAAGCGGGAAGAUUGUGCCUUUUGCAUGACAGACUUGGCACAGAUUCUCGGUCUGUUUGGGCCUUCCUGAAUUUGUCAUGCGCAGCAGCUUGAUCGCGUCGAAUCUGAUUCUUGGAGUUUUGCAUGACAAAUCAUGUAUACAGUUGAGAACGUAACGUCUGAGAACGCCAUAGGAGGGGCUGGCGAAGUUGGAAAAUCUGAUGCUUUCAUCGAACAACGGCGGGGAGGGCCAGUACGUGCUAGUCCGGCGAAAAGCCGGGUUUGAGGAAGAGGCUCUAGCCAACGAGCUGAAACUCGACCGCCCUCUGCCGGAUGGGUGGCUCGCAACCGGAAACGUGCCGAUGCCACCACCGGGAUCAACAAAUACUGCGGUGGUCCUCGCUUCCUCCUCUCCCACAGGAGGAGCACAACAACUGCAAGACAUCAGCCAGCUAGGUAAAAGUCAAGCCAGUGCAAUUGCGGGUGCUGCGAAGAUUCCGCCCUGGCUAUCAAAAGGAAAAAUCCCCCCUCCCCAUAUCGAAAAGGACUAAAUUUUGUGAUGCUGAUUUGUGGUCACAAACAACCUCUGUCUUGCCUUUAGGGUAAUGGGAGCAAUGUGGCGCAUUCCACAGCCAGUCACAGUCUGUCAUGCGCUUUCGACUACUGCAAACCUGUUUUUCGUGCCUUAUUGCUAGCCUUCUGCACAUUCGGACAGGCUUAGAAAAUGCCGCCAAGCACUUUCUGCAAGACAGAUCUGAUUUGUGUACGCAAAUCCAGCAUCGCAAGCUUCUUUUUGAUAUGGGGAGGGGGGAUAAUUUUUCCUUACGAUAUUGGCUUUACUGGCUCCUCUCCGGUGUGAAGGACAUGGCGGGGUUUGAGCUUUACGGGUGGUCCCAGGCAACGAUUGACGUGGAGUGCCUGAAGUCUUCGGGCGUUUACUUAUCCUGUGCAAAAGUAUCGUAUUCGUAGUAAUUGCAGUCAUGCAUUACAAAUAUCUUCCCUAAGCUAAAUCCGCAUGACGAAUUUGAUCUCUCAUGCUGAGGAAAUUUGUAAUGCAUUUAUACGAAUGCGAUACUUUUGUAUUGCAUAUUACUCCUCCGAAAACAAGAUGCUCGAGCUCUUUGGGUUUACCUUCGACUGCAGUAGAUUUCCAAGAGUUUUUAUCCGAGAAAAAAACGUUGUUAUUGUAAAUUUGUGAUGCGCAACAUGCAAGACGAUUGCGUCUGUCAUGCUUGGCAUGCGUCGUAGGGUCCAUUAAAGGGCGUGCUCCCGUACUAUCUGCGCAUGACAGGUUGUUGCUGUCAUGCCAGACAAAUUUGUAAUGCUGUUCCUCCAAAAUUAAUAGUUACACCGUACAAUGUUUGUUUCUUGGAUAGUUUUCGUCUCCAAGACGCAGGCCAAAACGGCGAAAGGGUCCGACACAAGAGCGACACAGUACGGGGUCCACGUUGGGUAUCAAAGAAAAAAAGGUGUUUCUACCGCUACACAUUUGCUCUUGGAGUUUCAUCUGCAUCGCAAAUUUUCUGUGGCUGAGAGUAGAGAAAACGUGCAAGAAGAUCUUAAGGGAUGAAAAUACGUAGGAAACAAAGCUCCCAGGCCUAUACGGCAUGACAGAGGUUGAGGUUGUCUCUAUUGCUUGGUCUGCAACACAAUGUCGUGUAACUGUCUGUAACACAACUUCUUUCACUGCAUACGGGGGAUCAGCUGUUGAUGAUCAACGGGCAAAGGGUGACCAUGGUCGCGACUUUAUCAAAUGUAAAAAUGUCUGGGUCUGGAAGAUUAGAACUUGUCAUGCUAAAUCUGAAUCGUGCGAAAAUCUGUGUUGCGUGAGUACCAAAAGCUGUCCGCUUUUCACCAGGUUGAGAGGGAGUUUCUCAUGCAGGAAGGGCAUGAUAGAGACCUCAAAGAAUCUGUCAUGCUGGGGCUCGCAUUCCAGACCUCAUGGGUCAUGGAAAACCUGCGUCACAAAUCUUGCAUUCUUCCAGACCACCCAGACACUUUUGCAUUUGAUAGACUUGGCAGGGACGGCACUUUCACGAUGCGGUGAUGUCAAACAUCUUGGAGCGUGUGAUGGCGAAAAAGCCCCAGGUGGCGUACGAAAGUGCACAACUGCCCCUGCCCCUCAUUUGUCAUGCAAAAUUCCGAAUCCACACUUUGCCUGUUACCACAGAUAAUUGCAUGACAGAUUCCGGAAUCCAAAACAGUACGUACAAUCGAUCCUCUAGAAAUUUGUCAUGCAAAAGCUGCAUUUUUUCCAGCGCGUGUGUUGCCGUUCCUGCAGCACAAAUGAGGGGCAGGGGGAGUUGGGCACUCUCAUAUGACACACUGGCUGUUCUUGAACAGCAGUGGUAGGAAGCAAUAUUUUAAGAACUGCAAAAGUAUCGUAUUCGUAUAAAUGCAUUGAAGUGAACCGGUACCCACGGGUGUUGACCGAUCGACCUAUUGCCAGCUAGGGGAGCACCCAUGCGGUGGCAGGAUCCAGCGCCCCUAGGUCGGGGGCGCUCCUGCCUUAGCCGUAUGGGACCCCGUGGGCAGAAGUAUCCACUCGCGCGCCGCGCCCGUUCUAGUUAGGGUCCAUCUUCGAUUUUUCUUCUCUUCACCAAUUCGACAGGUCAAGCAAAUCAUUUCACGCAGUUCGCUCCGGCUACAGUGAUCUACCUAAACUUCUAUUUUGAUUUUACAUUGCAAGGUGGUGAUAAGUUGAGACACUAUUCACCAGCUAUUUACAAGCAGGAACAUAGAUAGUACGUUUAAACAGUUACUCGCUCGCCUAAAGUAGAAGCGAGCACCCGAUUGAUUUUACAUUGCAACGUACAAAUGCAUUACAAAUUUCCUCAGCAUGAGAAAUAGAAUUUGUAAUGCGGAUUGUGGUUAAGAAGGAGAUUUGUAAUGCAUGACUGGGAUUGCUACGAGUGCGAUGCUUUUGCAUUUCAUACAUUUGCAGAUGAUGAUCACGCACAAGUCGGAAUUGCAGCUCGACGUGAAAAAAUCGAAAUGCAAAGUCACCGCGGAUUCCCAUUUCGGCGCCAGGAUUUUGAAAAAAGACGACGAAAUCGUUGCGGCAGCGGACUUCGUUUGCGGCGAAAACGAUAAAGAGGGACUGGCGAAGCUGGAAAAACUCGUCGCGAAUAACGGGGCUGAAGGCCAAUACGUGCUCGUUCGCCGGAAAGCCGGUUUUGAGGAGCAAACUUUGAAGGCCGAACUGAAACUCGACCGACCGCUGCCGGAUGGGUUAUCCUGUGCAAAAGUAUCGCACUCGUAUGGCAAUCAUGCAUUACAAAUCUUUUCCUUAAGGGAAAUCAGCAUUACAAAUUUUAUCUCUCAUGCUGAGGAAAUUUGUAACGCAUCUAUGUAUACGAGUGCGAUACUUUUGCAAUGCAUAUGGGUGGUUGCUCGGCAACGUGCCCCUACCGCCGGACUGGGAGAAACAAGGGGGGAGUAGUAAACAAGGAGGAGGUCUUAUCGCAAGAAAAAACUGUUUCACUGUGAACUUGUGAUGCAGAGAACGAAGCACCAAAGUGUUUGUCUUGCUACACCUGCAAGACAUUGGAUCUUCAAGCGUGUUUUCCCUUGGAAAGCGCGCAUGGCAAAUUUUCCGUGUCAUGUGUAACAAACUUGUGAUGCAGAUCUUGCAAAACCACCACAGUGAAACAGUUUUUUCGUGGGAUAGGACUGACAUCCUCCACCUCGAACAUAAUUACCUCCGCAGCGGCGCAACAAGAACAGAAGCAGCCGCAGCAGUCUGGAGGCUCCACUUUAACUGCUAGUGCUUCUACUUCUUCCACCACCCCGCCGCCCUGGCUGUAUUGGCUCCUCUCUGGUGCGAAAGACAUGACCAAUUUUGAGCUGUAUGGCUGGUCACAAGCUAGCAUCGACGUGGAGACCUUGAAAUCCUCUGGCGUGUAUUCCUCCGAAGCGAAAAUGCUGGAGUUGUUCGGAUUUACCUUCGACAUCAGCAAAUUUCCGAAGGUGUUCGUUUCCAAAACCCAGGCGAAAACGUCGAAAGGGACCGACACACGAGCCACGCAGUACGGGGUCCAUGUGGGGGACCAAUUACUGAUGUUAAACGGACAGCGGGUGACCAUGGUCGCGACCUGGCGGGGGCGGCAUUUUCAUGACUGUUUGAUGGCAAACGUGUUAGAACGCGUCGAGGCGAAGAAGCCGCAGGUCGCGCACUGGCUUUUUCUGAACAAAAACGGACAGAAGCAAUACCUCCAAAUGCAGAUCACACACAAAGACGAGGUGCAGCUGGAGCUCGGUAGUAUCCUGUGUAAAAACAUCCCCACCCCAGAGUUGUAAUGCAAAAUGGCAUGCCUAAAAUGUUUCUCAUGCGCAGCUCCAUGAGAGACAUUUUCUCCUGCUAUCUGGAAGCUUGUGAUGCUGGAAUCAGGAUAAGGCAGUCGAUUUGUCAUGCGGCUGCACUACCUCAAACAGCACUACACUACGAGUCCAAUAAACUUGUCAUGCGAAACAGCCAAAACUUGUUGAUUUGUGCAGCCAAAACCAUAUUGACUCGGGUGUGGGGCCGUUUUUACACAGGAUAAGUAGUGGAGGUUCUUCUUCCAAAAGCACCAACUCGUUGAAAAGUACCAAAAUCCAAAGAGAUUCCCACUUUGGCGCUCGAAUCUUGAAGAAAGACGACGAAAUCGUGGCUGCGGGUGAUUUAUGCACUGCAAAUAUCCCUGGAUGUCUGGAAGGAUGCAAGGUUUGUCAUGCUUGUCUGGCAUGACUGAAGAGUUUGUGAUGCGUGUCCAAGAACAAGUAGAGACCCUUUUGCUUGUCAUGCAAAAACGCAAUUUGUCACGGGGAAAGCGCAACACAAAGUAGCACAGAUAUUUCUCAUGCUUCGCUGUCCAUUACAGAGAAUUCACUACUCACAACUCAGCAUUACAAGUUUCCAGACCCAGAUGAAAUAUUUGCAUUUGAUAUGAUUUCUAUUGCGGGGAAAACAACAAAGAAGGUUUGCAGAAAUUGGAAAAACUCCUUCUCCAAGGAGGGUCGUCAACGUCAUCUGGAGGGAGCGGAGGUGUGGGAACCUACAUCCUGGUUCGGAGGAAAAAGGGUUUUGAUAUCCACAAAAAAACAACCAUGAUCUUCCCUAUCCAAUUUGUCAUGCAGCCCAUGUAUGAAGUCCUGCUCCUGUGUUUGUCAUGCAUAAAAUGCAUUUGGUUUCGGAUGGUUGUUUUUGCCUGGAUAUUUGAAAAAGAGGUUUUGAACUCCGAGGUCAAACUGGACCGGCCGGUUCCGGAGGGGUGGUUGGCGUCGAAUGUAGUUGUGCCAUCAACUUCUUCUACCCCGGCAGCAGCUGCUGCUGCUGCUUCCGCAAAAGUUGUGAAUGCCGGGGCGGCAACUGCAACAGCACAAGCGCCUCCAACCGGUGGCAGUAGUUCCCCCACAGCAGGUGGAGCAGCAGCAUCAACAUCAACUUCCCCCGCACCAACAGGGAAAGUGCUUUACACCCCCGACCAAGGUCCCAAAGUCACCCUCGUCGCGCCCACCAACGCCCUGCCGCCCGGAGCGAAGAAAAGUGGGAAAGCGGCGCCGUUUCUGUUCGCGUUGCUGAUGAAUUCCAUGUCUUUGACCAAAGCCGGACUGGUCUACUGGGAGCAAACCACGAUUGACAAAGAAGUGCUGUUCAACGGGGCACAGAACGGGUUAACGCCGAAGGAGCGCAUAUCGCACGAAAAAACUGUUUCACUGUGAUGAUUUUGCAAGAUUUGCUUCACAAGUUUGUCCUACAUCACAGAGAAAAUUUGCCAUGCGAGAUUCCGAAGGGAAAACACAACUAAAAAUCCAUUGUCUUGCAUGUGUAGCAAGACAAACACAUGUGUGUUCCGUUCUAUGCAUCACAAGUUUACAGUGAAGCAGUUUUUUCUCACGAUAGCGCAUGGCGAAACUAUUCGGCAUGGAGCUGGACUGGACCCUGUUUCCCCUGUAUCAACUGCAAAAGUGUCUGGGUCUGGAAGAGUCGGGGCUUGUCAUGCACAUUUUGCAGGAUCCGCGAGGUCUGUGAUGCUGGUGCUAGCAACACAGAUUUUUUGAGAGCCUUUUGAUGCUAGUUACUCAUGAGAAACGCCCUCUCCGCGUGCCAAGAGCCGAGUCCUCUUGCUGCUCAUGCAACACAGAUAUCUUUAGAAUCCGCAGACAGCAUCACAGGUUCCACUCUUCCAGACCCAGACACUUUUGCAGUUGAUACCCUGGUAAAAGUGACGAAAGUGAUCGGGAGUAAGCAGAACCCGACGCGGGCCUUCAAUUGCGGGGUCGAAGUGAACGACUACUUGGUCAUUGUCCACUACUAUGCAAUGCAAAAGUAUCGUACUAGCUGUAGUAGCAUACAUUGCAUGCGUGCAUGACAAAUAUCUUUCUAAACCUGAAACAGCAUUACAUUUUACAAAUUCCACUUCUGUUCUUGCCGACAUUUGUGAUGCAAGUUAUACUUUACUAGUAUGGUGCUUUUGCAUUGCAUAACUACCAACGCAUGACGAUGGUGAUGCAGUGGAAGGGUGUCGACCCCAACGACGCGAUCCUAAACGUGAUCGGAAAAGAAUACCAAGCCGCGGAUAUCCUGUGUAAAAACGUGCCCACCCCAUAGUCAAGCUGGGACUCUGGCAAGACAAAUCGAGCAUCUUUGAGACUCACGCAUGACAAGUUUGCCUACGCAGUGUAGUCGUGCCUGGCUAAUUCAAACGCAUCACAGAAGAUCCAGUCUGUCAUCCUGAUUAGCGCAUGGCAGAUUCCCAAGCGCCACUAGGUAAUGCCUCUCAUGGAGAGCCGCAUGACACACAUUCAGAGCAUGCAGAUCUGCAUGACAGCUACGGGGUGGGGACGUUUUUACUCAGGAUAGCGGAAAGUGGCGGAAAACUCGGGGAGAAAAAGAUCGCGGCUUUCAUCUUCUUGAAGCAGGCCGCUUAUAAAGAGUACCUCCAGGUUUCCGGGAUAGAAGACCUCGACUUGGGGAUCACGAUGCACGCGACAAACGGCGAGAUCGUCGAAGCAGUAAAACCAAAUUCCUGGGCGGGAAAGAUCGGUUUGCAGAAAGGAGAUGAAGUCACGGUUUUGAAUAUCAUAUGUAAUAACGUCCCCACCCCAUAGUCAACUUGGGAUCUUAGCAACACAAAUCAAGAAGUUUUCGGAGCCACGCAUGACAAGUUGCAGUCCGUACUAGUGUAGUGCAGUUUAGCAAGUGCACCAGCAUGACAAAUCCAUCUGCUCAUCCCGCUUACAGCAUUACAAAUUCCAAAACGCGAUUAGAAAUGCCUCUGCUCAUGGAGAUGCGCAUUACAAAUCUUCCUGUAAUCGCAAAUCGGCAUGACAACUAUGGCGUGGGGACGUUUUUACUCAGGAUAUUGAAUGAUAAAGUGAUUCCGGGAAAACAGAAGUAUUACCAGCUCGUCGCUGAGCAGCUUUCGGUAUCGCUGCAGGAAAAAACUGUAGUUUCACUGGUGUAAACUUGUGAUGCAUAAAGAGGAGCACAGAAGUGAUUUGUCUUGCUACACAUGCAGCAAGAAAGUGGAUGUUUAGCUGUGUCUUCCCUUAGGAAGCUUGCAUGGCAAAUUUUUUCUGUCAUGUAGAGCGAACUUGUCAUGCAAAACCUGCAAAAUCCUUACAGUGAAGCACUUUUUUCGUACGACAUUCGGAGAAGGGCAGUAGGCCGAUCGACCUGCUGUUCCGGAGAAAGGGAGGCUUUCCGGAGAAGGUCAAGAAAGAAAACGACGACGAUUUAUCCCGCCCUCUUCCGGACAAGUGGAAGCAGGCGCUGAUGAUGGGCAAGUCCGGGUCGGCGAAGCAAUUGUUUCUGCCGGACAAAAACGCGAAGAGUUUCUCCAUCGCCCGGAAGAAGGAGCGGAUCGAGACGGGCGAAAUUGCGCUAGAUUCCUACGUAUCAAAUGCACAAAUCAAAUGUCUGGGUCUGGAAACUUGUGAUGCAAGACAGUCAACAACAAACUCAUUGUAAUGCGCUACCAAGCAUAACAAGUUUUUUCGUGCUUUUGUGCUGCGUAUUUCGCAUGAGAAACUGUGUUUUUGCAUGACAGGCGAGAGAGGAUGUUUGUGGCCACGCUAUACAGAUUUAAGGGCCAUGCCAGAUCAGCAUGACAAGUCUCGCAAUCUUGUUCCAGGCCCACACAUAUUCGCAAUUCAUACUACGUGGAAGGGUCGGAAGCCGGAAGCCAGCUAAAAAUCCACGUCGGAGAUGCGAGUCUUCUGAAGAAAGCGCCCGCUGCGCCAUCGGUAGUGGCCGCUGGGGCGGCUACAGGGAAAUUCCCUUCAGCAGUUACCAAAGCUGCCUGGAAGAAGAGUCUGAAUAGAUCGAGUCUGGAGGAGGACGACGACGAGGAAGAAUCCUCCGAGGAGGAGUCGUCAGAAGAGGAAGAAGAUGCGGAGGAAGAGAACGGCGCAGAAAAUGCAUCCCAAGCGGCCGCCGCCGCAGCAGCAUCCGGUACUAGUAGCUCAUCGAAAAAAGUGAAAGGAAAAGCAGCUGCAAUCACCAUCUCUCCCCCGACAACCACAGUUGCGGCGGCUCCGGUCGUGCUAGAACCUGCAAAGGACCAGGCAAAAAUGAAACCCGUUGUCCCUACCGCCGCCCCUGUGAUCCAAAUUAUGCCCAGCGGGUUGACAAAGAAAAAGCAAUCUUCAUCCGGUCCGACAGUGCAGGUGAUGGCACCGGCUGCACCUCCAGGAGCCGCGAGUGUUCAACAUCAAACCGGUACAGCAGCUGGAGCAGCCCCCUCUGAAAAUAAACCAGACUAUCCCCCCUUCCUCCCGGCCUUGCUUAUGUCCUGCUCGGAUGUCGGGUCCAUGGGCGUGAAGGGUUGGUUCUAUCGCAGCAAAAAACUGUUUCACCGUGUUAAACUUGUAAUGCGGAAAAUGUAUCUGAGAAGGGUUUGUCUUGCUACACGUGCAAGACAGUGGAGCUUUCGCUGUGUUGUUCUUGAGGUGCAGCCUUGUAUGGGAAAUUUUCUCUGCUAUGUAGUAGAACAAACCUGUGAUGCAAAACUUGCAAAACCAAAAUCCUUACAGAAGUGAAACACUUUUUAUUUCUUGCGAUAGGUUCCACAGUAGAGUCAACGUCGACAUUCUCCGCGAUACGAAAAUGUCUUCAGAAGAGAAAUUUCUCCGGUUGUUUGGCUUCGUGUUGGAUUGGACGAGGUUUCCGUUUGUCUACGUGUCGAGAGUCGAGCCCAUGACCCCGAUAUGCAGGGCAAAAGUAUCGUAGUCAUUAGUAAUUGCAGUGUUAUGCGAUUGCAAAUCUUUCUCCUAAGGUCAGGCAGCAUCUCAUGCUGAUAAUGCAAUUCAUACUACUACGAUCAUGCUUUUGCAAUUCAUACCCGAGCAACCGGAACAAGUCUUCGGCGAACAAACACUGUGUCCUCGAAAAUGGGGAUCUGUUGAUCAUGGUAAACGAGGAGAAAGUGACCACCGUGCCGGAGUGGCUGAAGCUGCAUGACCAGACGGACAAGAAGACCACCGAUCCGCACCACGCGAUUUUGAAUAACAUCGAUCGAAAGCUGAAAGAUUUGGAAAAGCAAGGCAUGAAGGGCAUGGCGCACUCCGCGGCGUUUGGUUUCUUGAACAAAAUCUACAUUCCCGCGUAUCUACAAGUGACGGCCGGGGAAGUAUUGCGAGGAAAAUUUCCCCCUCCCGCUCCCCAUACUGUUGCAGCGGUAUACUUCUAAAAAUUUGUGAUGCUGAUUUGUGACGACAAAUCCUGCCUCUUUUGCAAGAGGGCAAAUCCAGAGAAAAAUCCGCCGCAUCUUUGUGCAGGUGGUUUGUAAUGCUGCCACGCCUACAUGUGCAUGGCACUGGCAGGACUCUGCUAUGCUAAACACCAACACCAGAACACCCCUACGCAGGCUGAGGCUCUGCCUGCAGUGCCUCACUGCAAGACAGAGCUGAUUGGUGUACACAAAUCCAGCAACAGAAAUUUCCGUUUCAAUAUGGGGAGGGGGCUUUUUUCACUGUGAUAGGAAGACUUCCGCAAUCAGCAGCUCGGCGUGACUGCGAUGCGCGACAACUCCAUGCAGACCAGAACGGUGACGGGUGUAGCGCCCGGGUCCUGGUUUGAGAAGCAGGGACUAACUGUCGGCGAUAUCAUUGUCGCGGUGAACAAUGAGUUGGUUCAAAACAACAAACCGCUCGUUGACACCACCCUCUCCGCUGCCGGGGUAUGCAAUAGUACAAAUUUCCUGUACAUGUAGUACAAAGGGCAACAUCACAAAUUUCACCAAUUCGGGGGGGCGUAACACUUGUAAUGCUAAACUAGGAUCGAAGCCCAGUUUUGCCAUGCAGAGACUGCAUUUGUACGUCGUGUACGGGAAAUUUACUGUGGAUACAGGGCCCGUCCUGCGCACUUUCUCAUCUUCCGCCGCGACAGCGCGCCAUUUUCGGAACAUAUGCAAAGGAAAAAGUGGCACAGUUACACAUUGUGUUGCAAAGCAUGCAAGACAGACGACCUCUGUCAUGCGCACAAUGCUUGCGAGUCUCGUUUCGUGUGUGUUUUAUUUGCCUUGUGAUCUCUGCAUUAUAUGAUCAAGCGAGGCAAAUUUGUGAUGCUGAAUUCACUACAAAUGUGUAACUGUAACACUUUUUUCCUUGGAUAGAACAGCACAGAGCGAAAGUGCAAACCGAUUUGACGAGGCAGCUACCGGACCCGUGGGGGGUGUUUUUGCAAGACAAAGCGAAAAACGCCUCCACCUACAAUCCACAAUCGAUCGACUACAAGCCCCUGCCACCCCCACCGCCGAGUAAGGACAACCCAACCGGGAAAGCGCCGAAAAACUCCGCGGAGGGUUUCGCCUACGACUGGCAAAAGAGGUAUGACACGAUCGGAUCGCAGAUUGGGAAGGAAAAAGUUGCCGAGUUGGACAACGAGGGGAAUAAGUAUCAAAUGUAAAAGUGUCUGGGUCUGGAAGAUUCUGACACUUGUCAUGCACGUUUUGCAUGAGCCAUGAUGUCUGUGAUGCAUCCCCUAGCAAUACAGAUUUUUUGAGGGCUUCUUGGUGCGUAUUCCGCAUGACAAAUGCCUUCUCAGCGUAGCAAAAACUGCCUUUCUUUUGGUACUCAUGCAAUACAGUUUUUUUUAGAAUCCAAAUUCAGCAUGACAAGUUGGAUUCUUCCAGACCCAGACAUUUUUACAGUUGAUAAUAAGAUGGUCAUAACGAAAUUCGGGUCCGUCACACAAGCGGACGCGAAGCAGCCGCUAUGCAUUGCAAAUAUGUCUGGGUCUGGAAGAGUGUGAUGCUGCUUGUGCAUGACACAGAAGCUCUGGCAUGCAAGUCCUAGCAUCACAGGUUUUGAGCAGGCUUGUUUCGCCAUGCCUAAUCCGCAUGACAAAUACCGCCUUUGUGUGACACGAAGUGAGCAGCUUUUGCGGUCCAUGCAUGACAGAUUUUUGUCUGGUAUGAAACGCGCAUCAGAAGUUUACAUGUUUGCAGAGCCAGACAGAUUUGCAUUUGAUAGCCCCUUGCAAAGAACAACAUGCUCGUUCCGAAACAGAAUUCGAAGUUCAUGCAGCUGCCUACGAAGCGGAAAUUUGACGCGGUGGCAACGAAGUCGGUGAGUGAGGAGAAGAUGAAGAAGUACAAGGACUUUUUCGCCGAAAAUGCGCUCGUGAAACUGCAACGGAAGAUCCGGAAACUGCUGCGGAAAAAAGACGACGACGAGAUCGAGAAACACAUCUUGUACUUGCAACGGUGGGACGAAUCUUUGACCGUCGAAGCAGCACGGGAAGUCGCGGAAGCGACGAAGCAAUACAGAUCCGCAAUCGCGUCUUCCGCGUUUUCCUCUGCGAAAAAGAUGGGCGUUGCGGAAGAGCGAGAGAAGAAGCGAACUGCUUUGGCGAAGCGACAAGCAGCCAGCGGAAAAGGACCGGCGGCAGCUCUUUCGAGCAAACCCUUAACCCAAGACGAGAUCAAGCGACUCGGGAUUUCAAAGCGACUCUCCGGGAGACAGCUACUUAUCAAAUGCAAAAGUAUCGCAUUCGUAUAAAUGCAAGUCUUGCAUUACAAAUCUUUGUCUUAAGGUAAAUCCGCAUUACAAAUUUCAUUUCUCAUGCUGAGAAAAUUUGUAAUGCAUUUAUACGAGUGCGAUACUUUUGCAAUUCAUACUACUAGCGUCGAAAAGAUUCAGGAACGCGAUGGAUGCGGAGACGAAAAUUUUCGUGAUGAACACGGAGACCAUGCUGGAGAAAGCGAAGGCAGUCGCUGACAACGUCAUCAAGGACAAGCAGAACAAGAAUUUAAAUCUACAAUCCAACCUGCCACUCCAAAGGCAGCACUUGGCGAAACUCCACGAACAGAUGGAUUUGUUGGAGAUGCAGAAACCGUUGACCGUGGUCGCGGUUUCCAAGCAGUCGAGAAAUUUACUCCCGCCGCAUCUCGAAGCGGCCAGGACCAAGGCGAUGAAAUACUUGAGGUCCGCGGUCUUAUCCGCUUUAGUCGUUUUGAAAAACCUGUACCGCUUCCUUGCCGGCCCGAAUUCUCUCUUCGUGCCGAGAACCACGCAUGCUGGGGUGAAAUCGCUGGUGUUGCAGAUUUUGGUGAGUAAGAGAAACGGGGAGAAAAUCGAGAGCGAAACCUUUGCGGAGUGCGAUUACAGGUUGGAGAUGCUGCAGAAAACGGUCACGGACUUGUCCGAUCUGUUCACGAGUCCAAUGGCGCAAUCGGAGAUCAAAUCGGACAGGGACGUGAUCAGCAACCGCCUGAACAUGAGCGCUUUUCACGACACUUCCAUCACUUGGCUGUUCCGGGAGGCGGGGGAUGAGAUCCUACGGACGAAGCAGAAGCUGUUGGUGCUACGGUCGAAAUUGGAUGACUCCCCGGCGGGCAGGAAUAAAGCGAAGCGAUUUGGGACGGUUGUGCCCGGGGAAAUUGCGGACAGUCUGGGGGUAUCAACUGAAAAUAUGUCUGGGUCUGAGAGGAUGGAACUUGUCAUGCUACCUUUGGACUAUACAUAAAACCUGUAUUGCAUGAACAGCAAAAGAGGUUGUACAGUUUUUGCCACGCCGCGAAGGGGGCACGGGCACUUCUCAUGCGGUAUGAGCAUCAGAGAGCUCUCGCAUAAUGUGUGAUGCUCGGGAAUGCGUCACAGACUUCAUGGGUCAUGGAAAAUAUGCAUGACAAACUUGGCCCUUUAUUUCCAGACCCAGACAUAUUUGCAGUGCAUAAUGGGAAAUGUUGCUGUCAAGGAAAAUGAAGCUGAAGGACGUGAGGCAGUUUUUUGAGGAGUAUGGGAGGGAUGUGAAAGUAUUUUUGUGGUUUAGGUAUUUUUUUUCGUCGUGUGCAUUUUAACUGUUUUCCAUAUACUUAAUCCAUUUCCUCUCUGAAGAUUUUUUCCCUAGUGAUGUGAUGGUUUGCGAUGCUUGAUGCUGCUGCCACGUGACGGGCGAUUGCGUUUUUCUUCAUCAACAAAUAUGUACACUACACAUAAUCCAUCUUCAUGUUCAUGAUCAGGUGAAAGCCGAGCGCCGACAGCUCCGAGCGGAGGAAGCUAGGAACACUGAGCCGAUUUACGAUUCCCUUCAGGAGGGAUACGACGACUUCUCUUCGGACGACCCAGACUCCGACCAGGAAGGCAUGGGCGCGAAAGACCAGCCGGUUACCAUGGAUGAUAUGCAUUGCACUUUUCUCAAAAAUUGUAAUUCUGCUAUGAUGAACUAGCUAAUCAAGUAAGAGAUUUCUUGUCAACAUGCAGAAGUAUUGAUGCUAUUGCUACUUCUAGUAGUACGGUACAAGAACUUUUGCAAUGCAUAAAUGAUAUCCGGAAGCAAAUCGAAUUAGAAGACUCCCCGGACCGAGACGCGCAGGUGCUCGGGAAGAUCAUUGGCAAUGCCGCGUGGUGGCAGAGUUUCGGAACAGCAAAUCCGAUAUGGCGUUCUCAAACGUUACAUUCUCAAUUGUUACAUAAAUUUGUCAUGCAAAAGCACCAUCAUCAUCCACGCGAUCCAGCUGCUUCGCAUGACAAAUUUGCCUCGGGCUAAGCAGCACCUAAAUCUGUGCGGAGUUUGUAAUGCUAAAUGUGCAGCCUCCCCCCUUUGACUUUUGCUAUUCUUGCAUUGCAAAUUCGUGUAACAGUUGAGAAUAUAACGGUUGAGAACGCCAUAUCCGAAUGAGAGGACUUUGAAUCGGAGCAGAAUCGGCGGGAAAACGCCGGACAAUUUCGGCCUGUACGCAACACCGAACGAACCGAAGUAUCAAACGGAGAUUAAGCUGUCGGAUUUGGAAACGGUGGCGUACCAGCGAUCGCGGUUGAAGAAACAAACGCGGCCGGGGAACAGAACCGGGUUCCUGAAGGAGCAGAUGGAUCUGGCAAAGCCACCGGUUGUGAUAGGCGGAGCUGGUGCUGCUGGGUUGAGUAAAUCUGUGCAGUACCUGUUCUAUGAAGAUGAGGAGGAGGAAGUGGAUGAUGGUCGUCCUGCUGGUCUUUCGCUAUCGCAGCCAGGAGAACAACAAGAUAAGUCCUCUCCGCGUGUUUUUGAGCAGGAGGAAGAAGUCGACGACACCGCGAGUAAGAUCCAAUCCGAGGAAGGUAGCAGCGACGCAACCGAGCCAGUGCCGGAUAUGUUUGAUGUUCUUGCGGAGGACGAGGAAGCAGCUCCACCAGCGUUUGAAGAGGUAGAUGAGCAGCAACGGGAGCAGCUACAACAGCAGGAGCACCUCCGCCGGGAUUACAACUGGGAUAAAAUAAAUUUCGACCAUGAUGAAGAUUCAUCUGAAGGUGAAAGCAGCAGCGACACCUCUCCCAUGAAAUGGAAGCUCGGGGAAAGUUUGGAGGGCUCGUUUGACGACGUGGCCGAGGAAGAUGAUCAAGAUCAAGCGGGUUGGUCGCAAGCACACAGCUCUUCAUCUCUAGAAGAUGAUAGCGAAAACUUCCGCAAACACCUGAACGAAGACGCCGCCUUCGAGAGAGAAGUUCUAGCUGCAAGUAGACCUCCCCGGGUGGAGUUUGGCCGAGCAUCGACGUAUGUCCAAGAAGAAGAUGCCGCUCUGUUGGAGGAGCAGGAGCAGCAUCAUUUUCAAGAGCAGAUGCAGAACAGCAUCAUUUUACAAGAUGAAUUUGAAUAUCCUCGCCGGCGUUACGGCCCGCCAGCGCCAAGGAGGACUGAUGAUCAUCUCAGACAUCUUCCAGGACGAGCGUCAAUCACGGAAACAAAAUUCUUCUUCGAAGGUUCGCACGAGGCCCCCGCAGUAGAAGAUGAUCCGUUGUCUUCAGAUGGUGAUAACGACGAUAAUUUUUCAACAUCUCAACUUUCGGAGGCUUUUUGUUCUGAUGCGGACUUGUCUGAUGAAGACGAGGAGGACGAUGAACUCCUGUCUGCGUCGUUGUCAAUAGGCAGCAGGGCUGCUGCACGACCGGGAGGUCGACUGGGCAAUGCAGAUAGAAAUCCCACCGCAACAAGAAAUAUCAUGCGCUCCGUUUCGAACUCUACCAGCAACUACUCAUCUCUCUCAAGACCACCUACGAAAAAGACGAGAAACAAAUUGCUCCCCAUACCAUCUGUGUUGGCAAUUCAGCAUGGCAACUUUGGCGACUCUGCGUCUUCCUCGCCGUCGUCGUCUUCUUCGGUGGGCAGCUGUCAGCGUCGUGUGGCCGGGGGGAAGUGCGGUUAUGAUGAAGAAGAUGUUGGCACCAGAUCCCUCGCAGCAGGCUCUUCCGACGGGGAUUCGAAUUCGUAUUUCGGGAGGUCUCCCGUCAGCAGCACCCCAGCGUCCUCAUCCUCCCUUCGGAAUAAAAAGAGAAAAAUCAGAGCGGAUUUUUUGAACUCAGAUCUCGAGGACGAGCCGGGUGAACAAGAUGCUGGUGCACGGAGCAGUCCAGACGUCCGCUAUUACCGCGCGGAUUCCAUGUCACCUCCUAUCGGGAGUCGGCGCGCGAGGAAUGUUGACAGCGACUGCUCGUCGAAGCAGCAUGACGAAGGAGAGCUUCUACAGCCGAAGACCGAAGAACGCCAUUUGUCUGCCCCACUGCAGCCUCCAUUCAUGGAAGGUACGCACGAGCGUAGCAACGUGAGUUCGAAGCAGUCGCAAACGUCUUCUAGAACGAUUACGACCCGCAUUAACACCGGGACGGCACUGCACGUGCACCAACGGGAUCCUCAGCAGCUUCAUCGGGAGCAGCGGCCUGUCCUGACGGGCUCUUCGGCGUCGUCCUCAUCCUCUUCGAGUAACAGAGGCACGACGAGACCGGGUUCUUCAAUGUCUUCGUGGCAACGAGAACGACGACGAGGGGAGGAACUUUACAACCACUCAUUGGCCGUCGGUGGAAGAUCAGCAACAAGAACACAGGAGUUGUAUUCUCAGCAGGUUGAUGUCAAAAAUAGCGUCCCGACAGCAUCUUCUUCUUCAACAGCCUCAGCGUCAGCCUCAGCCUCAGGCAGUCAACGACGCGUGGGCUGGAGCGUUUUGUCGAGUGGACACCUGCAUUUGCCACAGCAUCAUGGUGGACGAGGAUCUGCAAUGGGCACGGACCACCCCCGUCAUAGAAGUCCUCUCCCAGCACCACAUUCCGCAACAGCUGCGUCGAGUAGAAGCGCAGCGUCGAGAAGAACUACGAAGAAGCAUCAAGACAAGGUCUUCCUUUUCGCGAGCGACGCUGUGCACAAACACGAAGAGGAAUGGGAAGAUUCAAGUGAUGACGACGAUGAUGGCGCGUUGGAUUUCCACGCCCCGGCCGCAAAAUUGCUGGACGAACACCACUACGCAUUGCAAAAGUAUCGUACUCGUAGUAAUCGCAGUCAUGCGUAUACAAAUCUCCUUCUUAGCAUAAAUCCGCAUUACAAAUUUCAUUUUUCAUGCUGAGGGAAUUUGUCAUGCUAUUUCUACUAGUACGAUGCUUUUGCAUUCCAUAACCACGCUGCGGCGACGAAAGCGGGUAGUAGUACAGUAGGAGGUGUAGUUCCCUCGACCUUAGUGCCCCAGCACGUCGCGGGGACCUCUAGUUCUGAUGAGCUGGAUUUGGACGGAGGAAUUUCCACUUCUACUGUAGCGGCGAAAGCAAAUGCGAAGAGUGGGGGCGCAGCUGUUGCUGUUGCAACUUCUAAGCCAGCACAAGCACCAGCUUCCUCGUCAACAGCGCCGUCCACCGCUGCACAGUUACCACAGCCCCCCAGUACAAAGGCGGCGAAGCCUGGCGCACCAGCAGUAGUACCACUACAACCACAAACAGCUCCGCCUGCUGCGAAGGUGAUAGUCAAAGCUGGGACUGCAAAAUUAGUCGCUUCUUCGUCCUCAUCGGGUGACGAAGCGCUGGAUUUUCACCCGAUUUAUCACACCAAAAUGUGCAGCUGUCAACGACGUUAGGUAGAUCUUGUCACAGGACGAGGUGGUAGUCACGCAUGAGAAAUUUUGCCUAGCGUCUGUGCUAUGCAAUACAAGUUUUAGCGUGUUAGUGUUUCGUUAUUUCUGCAUGCGCAACUGCAAGACAAAUUUCGCUUGAUUGAAAUGUUAGCACCUUUUGGUAUGAUACGAUUCCAAAAGCCAACGCGGCCGCCGCAUUUCUGGAUGAGCAUCACGCCGCGGAUAUCCUGAGAAAAAACGUACCCACACCAGAGUCAGGAUGGGGAUUUUGCAACGCAAACCUAGGGGUUUUGUGAGUCACGCAUGACAAGUUGCACUCUGCAGUGUAGUGCAGGUUAGCAAGUGCAGCCGCAUCACAGAUUCAUCUGCUCAUCCUGUUCACAGCAUCACAAAUUCCAAAACACGAUUGGAAAUGGCUCUCAUGCGGAUGCGCACUACAAGUCUUCCUGUCUUUGCAAAUCUGCAUUACAACUCUGGUGUGGGUACGUUUUUCCUCAGGAUAGCGGAAAAAGCGGGGAGUACCGUGAAGCCGCACGAACUAGUGGCGCAGCAUGUAGCCGGGACCUCGAGUUCUGACGAAUUGGAUUUGGCGGUAGUCAACGCGAAGGCAAAAAGCAGCACGGGUGCAGCUGGAGGUGUUGUUUCAUCAGCACCGUCGACUGUUGCAGCCCAGCCUCCGGCAGCAGGAGGAGGCGCUUCUGGAGGUGCGGCAAAACCUCCUCCUGCUUCGGGGGUACGAGGUCCUGCAGUUGCGGCACCUCCAAAAGCUACGAAGGCUGAGGCAAAAGGAGCUCCGAACAAGGCCAAAGCACAAGCAGGGGCUAUUGCAGCGGGAGCUGCAGGAGCUGUUGUGAAAACAACCGAACAAGGCGAUCAAGAAGAUGAGCCAACUUCUGACGAUUUGGACUUCGAGAAGCUGGAAGAGGAGAAGAAAGAGGAGGACGCAGCGAAGGCGAAGGCGAAAGCCAAAACUGGUGCAGCCGCGCCACCAGCAGUUGUAGAACAAAGCUCUUCCUCUUCUGGGUCGUCGUCCGGCUCUUCCUCCACCACGGGAGAUGAGGACGAAGAAACUUCUGCACCUGGUGCAGCCGCAGGAUAUCGAAUGCAAAUAUGUCUGGGUCUGAAAGAUGGCAACUUGUGAUGCUGCAUUUGGAUUCCAGAAAAAAUUGUAUUGCAUGACCAGCAAGUAGAGGAGUCGACUUUGUGCUACGCGGCGGAGAGGGCAUUAUUUUUCAUGCACUUUACGCAUCAGAAAGCCCUCAACAAAAAGUCUGUGAUGCUAGGGCAUGCAUCACAGACAUCAUGGGUCAUGCAAAAUGUGCAUGACCAGUCUUGCAUUCUUGCAGACCCAGACAUCAUAUUUGCAAUGCAUACAGGAGCAGCAGACACAACUUCUGCCGCCGCCCGCCAAACCCUCCCUGACGCCGCGACUGCCCUCGACACGGUACCCGCUACGACCCCCGCACCGCCGUCCCCUUCUAUCCUGAGUAAAAACGUCCCCACGCCAGAGUUGUAAUGCAGAUUUGCAAAGACAGGAAGACUUGUAAUGCGCAUCCCCAUGACGAGAGCCAUUUCCAAUCGUGUAUUGGAAUUUGUGAUGCUGUGAACACGAUGAGCAGAUGAAUCUGUGACGCGGCUACACUUGCUAACCUGCACUACACUGCGGAGUGCAACUUGUCAUGCGUGACUCCCAAAGCUCCUAGGUUUGUGUUGCAAAAUCCCCAUCCUGACUCUGGUGUGGGGACGUUUUUACUCAGGAUACCUUCCUCCGGUCCGUUAAGUUCGCCGAAGUCUUCGCCCCCACCGGCAGCGCCGAAAGCUGUUGGCGGUAAGGCGGCCGCGAUAGGGGCUAAGAACAAACCGGCUACGGCACAUAAACACCACCACCACCACCACCAUCAUAAAAAACCUGGAGCAACUUCUUCUUCUGCCGUUUCUGGGAACAAGAAGUCGGCUUCUGCUGCACCAGUCGGAGGAGGACCUGUUCCAAAAGCCAAGCUGGUAUCGGCGCCUGUGAUAAAAAGCCAGCUGGUGGUCGUUGCACCUUCCACGUCGGGGGUACAACCAGCGAAGCAAAAGCAACCACCCGGCGCGAGUGUGAAAUUCUCCGUGCCGGAAAUAAAACAAUACAGCAUCUCGCCAACGAGUAAUAGUUCUUCCCCACAAGGAGGUCAAGGUCAAGGAGCUCAACCCGCUGCGCAGCCGAAAACUACAACCCCGGUGCAACAGCAAUCCAUUCUUGGCCAGAGUACCGCAGCCGCAUCGGGGACAACCACGAAAGGCGUCGCAGCGGCUUCGGGAAAAACAGCAGCAGGGGAAGAAUCUGCCUCUCUGCAGGAGCUCUCGGUUGUCGAAACUACAAAUGCGCAACUGCAGGCCAAAGCUUCGCCACCCACAGCACAAGGCAAAGCCUCCUCAGCACCACCCGGCGUUCCUCUAACAAGUCCGCGGAGCCUGGGUGGCGUCAAGCCCUCGGGGCGGGUGACAAGCGCGGAAAAUGAGAGUCAGAAUCAGGCUGUUGAACUUAUACCCCGCUCAGGUGUUACAAUCUCAAGCGUUGCAAUAGAAUAUGGAGAUCUGUGAUGCAAGAGUGCAUGAUCUGGCCAACUCUCAUGAGAUUGCGCAUGACAAGUUCCAGAGCCCCAAACCCCACUACGAUCUGGCAAAAUUUGUAUUGCAGAAAGUGGAACGCUCUGCAAGUCUGUCAUGCUCAUCAGGCAAGACAAAUCUCAGGUUCUACUGUAACGUUUGAGAUUGUAACAGCACCUGAGCGGGUUAUAACACUGGAUCAAAAGAUCGAUUUGUCCUCGUCUUCUGCGGAGGAGAGGAAGGUAGAGGCGGAAAUCAAGAACCAGGUCGUUGUGAAACAACAAAGUACUAAACUAUCUUCGGAACAACAAUACGAUGAGUCGAGCUCCUCUCCAGAUGAGUUGGAAGAUACGAGUAAGAAAGAAGACAACAAAGCUGCAGCUGCUGGUGUAACAUCUAGCUCCUCUGCUGUCAAGGCUGGUGCUGGAGCCGCUGUUGCAAGUACCACCUCAGCAGGGGCGGGCACAUCAUCGGCCGCAUUGAUUGUGAAGCCCUCAGGCGCGUUACCAUCAUCGGUCAUCGAGCCGGUCGGGGCUGCGUCCUCGGCCUCGUCGUCUGAAAUAGAACCUCCAGCAGGAUCUGGUACUAGUGCACCGAAACAGACCUCAACUAGACCUCCACAGAUCUACCAGCCUAAACCAGUGAUAUCGCAGUCCCCAGGUGGAGGUCGUGGUGACAAGAAACCGGAUGUUGAACAGCCCCUAGUAACCGUAAGCGAGGCGAGGCUAGCCGCGGCGCGACAGGCCGCAAAGGAAGAGGAACGGAGGCAGUGGGGGCGGAAGAUCGAGCAGGCCAUUGCGCAGGCAAGGAAACAGUGCGCGAUCCUUGCAAUGGAGCGGCACGACGAAGUGAAGCGCGGCGGGGUGGUAUGAGAAUGCACAACUCGUCGUCCCCUCGUCCCCCUCAAAUUUGUCAUGCAAAAUACCAAACCAACGCUGUGCCUUUUUGCAUCGUCUGCAUGACAAGCUUAUUUUGUAUUAUCCCAAACAGCUGCACUAGUACCUGCCUGUGGUCGUGCGAAUUUGUUAUGCAAAAGCUGCACUCUUGCUGACGCUUGUAUUGCUGUUUAUGCGAUACGAAUGAGGGAGAGGGAAACAAGUUGUGCACUGUCAUAGGUGAUUGCCCUGCGCGCACUGGAGGUGGAAACGCACGCAGUGUGGAAAAAGAAGCUGAAGGAGCUGCGCUCCUACGCAGAUUCGGUCGUAGGCCUCGAGGACACGAAUCUGUUCCAGGGACUAAAAUUGGACAAACAACAGCAGGACGCGCUGGAACAAGAAAUUAUGGAGCGGAAUAAGCAGAAAAAGCUAAACGCAGAGAAGGACGCGGCGAAGGAUGCUAGCAAUAGUGCACAACAAGCGCAGACAAAUCAGAAAUCGUCCUCAUCAUCCUCCAAAGUCGAUCUCGAAGAAGCUAUUGAAAAAGAGAAACAAAAAUCUUCCUCCCAGUUGAAAGAGUUGCAAACCAAGUUUGACGCGCAGCAGGAAUACAUCCAGCAGGUGGAAAACAUCGUGGAAGUUUUGCACAACGCCCGCCAGCACGAUCAGGACCAGUAUCAGGAGAAGGUGAAAGAGCUGAAGGUAUCGCGAGGAAAAACGUCUCCACCCCAGAGUUGUAAUGCUGAUCUGCAUUCUACUGAAAAUGUUUUUCAUGCGGAGACCCAUGAGAAGCUGUUUCUUUUGGUGUUGUGAGAUUUUUGAUGCUCAAAUCCGCAUGGUAUGGUAGAUCUUCUGUGACGCUUCUGCACUAGCUAAACGCACCUACAUUGCGAGCCCAAUUUUGUCAUGCGCAACAGCCAAAGCCUGGUCAUUUGUCUAGCAGAAUCCCCAUCUUGACUCUGGUGUGGGGACGCUUUUCCUCAGGAUAGAAGGACCGACUGAAUGAGGUCACGAAGCUUCUGGCGGAAGCGCGACAGCAAUCAAAGGAAAAACAGACAACCAUCGAAAAGUUGGAAAACUUCCUGACCGAAAAACAGCACUUAAUCGAAAAGCUGCAAGACGAUCUGAGGGAGGUGAAAACCGAGAAGAGAGAGAUGGACGAGCGGUUGGAAAAGUUUAAGAAGCAACUACCGAAGGAGUUGGACGUGACUUAUCGCAAGACAAGACUGUUUCACUGUAAACUUGUAAUGCAGAAAAUGCAUCUCAGAAGUGUUGGCCUUGCUCCUGCGCAUGCAAUACUUACAGCGCAUUUCUCGCCGUGUUUUUCUCUUGGAACCUCGCCUGGCAAAAAUUUUUUUCUGUCAUGUAUGACUUGUGAUGCAAAACUUGCAAAAUCGUUGCAGUGAAACACUUUUUUCUCACGAUAUGACUGGGUCGUUGUUCAAGAAGCCGGAGAAGGAGAUUGAGUACAUCAGCAGCAAAAUUUCCAAUCUGCAGAUGGAAUUAGAAUUAGCGGUGAAGAAGGACGAGAAGUCAAAAAAUCUGUUAAAGUAUCAAAUGCAAAAGUGUCUGGGUCUUGAAGAUUGCGAGAUUUGUCAUGCUUGUCUGGCAUGACCAAAAAGUUUGCGAUGCGUGUCACAGAAGAGACCCUUUUGCCUGUCAUGCAAAGACGCAGUUUGUCAUGCGAAACACGCAACACAAGGAAGCGCAGAUAUUUCUCAUGCUUGGCGUGCACAAAAAUGGUUUUUUACUUGUGAGAUGUAAGCUGUUCCGAGUACGUGUAAUUACAGAGCAUUCGCUAUUCCCAACGCAGCAUUACAAGUUUCCAGACCCAGACAUUUUUGCAUUUGAUAUAAAGCGACUGCAGGACGAACGGGAAACACUUUUCGAGAAGCUGCAGAAGCAGGAGGACCAGAACAAGCAGUACAAGAAAAUUCUCGAUGAGAGAAAGGAAAAACAUAUCACACCAGAAAGUGUUAAUGAUAACGGAAUUUAGCAUGCAGGCAUGCACGAGAAAUCAUGCCCAAAUUUGUAUUGCAUAGCAUGCAUGAUAGCGAAAAUUUGCCAUGUAUGAGUGCAAUGCCCCAAAACCGUUAAUGUUAACACUUUUUUGCUUGAUAGAACACGAAAAAUUGGCGGACAAGUACGAAGCCGAGUACCAGAAGAUGAAGGUGAGGAAUAUGGAUGUGUCAGGAUUGAAAUCGUCAAAGUUGAAAUAGUUUGUCAUGCAUAAAACCGACACCAGUUGGCGGCCAGUUUUUAAGUGGCGCAUGACAAAUUUAGGAAAAGCCUAAAUCCAGUUUGUCAUGCUGUCUGGGUAAGGAAGACGCUCUUUGUCAUGCUACUUUAGCAUCUCUUUUUUUACCCCUCAACAGGCUUACAAUCUGCCUCACUUGCCUACCUUGCAAGGCAGGCGCUUUGUGUGUUGCAUUUUAUGCAUCACAAACUAUUUCAACUUUGAAGAUUUCAAUCCUGACACUUCCAUAAGGAGCGAAAGGGAAGUAGAAAAGCUCACGGAAGAGCGGGUACGCACGGAGAAACAGUUGCUGCUGCAAAUCGACAUGCUGGACCGGGAAGUGAAGCAUCUACGGGAAUGGAACGAUAAUUUGGCAAAGGGGAUGACCGUGGGGGCAAGACCAAAAUCGCCCGGUAUGAUGAAUACGUCCUCAUCUUCCAGUAUAAAAUUUUCUUUUCGACGGACGAUUUCACUUGUUGUUGUCACUCUCUCAUGGUCACGACGCGCUGGCCACAAUAAAAUCAACUGUCUGCUUGGUUCAAAUUUCAUGUCGUUUUCUUAUUUUUCAUCUAGAGAUGAAUUAUCGUUCGACGUGCGGUUGUUGCUACGCGACGUCGACGCAGGAGCUUGUUGUAGCUGUACUAGUUAUCACUCGAUAGAGCUGGAAGGAUCAGGUCAGAACUGUUCAUGAUUCAUUUUAUCAUUUUCAAAUCGAACCAUCAGGUCCCGUGUCGGUUUCAAGGACCACCAAGGCUCAUUAUGGCAAAGCCUCUGACGUAGGCUCCCGCGGCGCGUCCUCCUCAUCUGCUGCUGCACGAGGACCUCCAGAUGGAGUAAACGUGAAAGCGGCGAAAAAGGAUCUGUCCCUGAUAAACAAGAAAAUCGAUACUCUGAUCGAUCGGAUCGGUGCUGCGGUCACUUCUUCAUCGCCGGACCAGUCGCGGUCCCCUAUGAAAGCCUCAGAACGGAAAUCCUCAAAGUGGAAAUAAUUUGUGACGCAUGAAAUGCGACGCAAAAAAAACUGUAUUGCAGAGGACGCAAUGGAGCCCCAUUAUUGUCCUUCUACGGGUUAAGAAUUGGAGUGCUGAUUGGCACGAGAGAAGGGCACCCCUUUGCGUUAACCUGCAUGACAGACAUGCUUUGAGUGCCAGGGGGAUUUGUCAUGCGCCUCCUAGAGUUGGCGCUUCAACUGGAGUGGGUUUUUGCAUUACAAACUAUUUUCACUUUCUUGAGAAUUUCCACCAGGAGCCUGAGGCUUUCAUAUCUCCGGCCCGCAACAGCCCGGCGCGACCACCGAGAACCAAAAGAGCGGGCGGCGUUGCCGAAUACGGAUUGUGA
Molecule: messenger RNA, 26214 nt
Organism: Amoebophrya sp. A120
Lineage: Eukaryota; Dinophyceae; Syndiniales; Amoebophryaceae
Source: the annotation of a GenBank genome assembly